Molecule: messenger RNA, 1045 nt
Organism: Papaver somniferum (opium poppy)
Lineage: Eukaryota; Viridiplantae; Streptophyta; Magnoliopsida; Ranunculales; Papaveraceae
Exons: 2
Coding region: 1-807 (268 amino acids)
Source: RefSeq, a predicted model, not a curated record
AUGGAGCAGGAUGAUCAUCAUCAUCAUGAGUAUUAUGCUUGUUUACCACAGUGGUUAGAAUCACUACUUGAUGAGAAGUUUUUUGUUCCAUGUUACAUUCAUGAAGAUGCAAGGAAGAACGAAAAGAAUGUAUUCUGUUUAGACUGUUGUACUAGUGUUUGUACUCAUUGUUGUCCUUCUAUUCAUGAUUCUCAUCGGCUUUUACAAGUUAGAAGAUAUAUUUACAAAGAUGUUCUCAGACUUGAUGAUAUUCAGAAGCUCAUUGAUUGUUCUCAUGUUCAAAGUUAUACAAGUAAUGGUGCAAAGGUGAUAUUCAUAAAUCAAAGGCCACAGUCGAGACCAUUUAGAGUUUCAGGGAAUACGUGCAGCACCUGUUACAGAAGUCUGCAAGAGAGAUAUUUUUUCUGUUCUUUGUAUUGCAAGGUUCAACAUCUAGUAAAAUUAGAAGGUGGGGUUUCAAGAUAUCUCUAUGAAUGUGAUUUCUUGCCAUUGUCAGAAGAAGAAGGUAAAGAAGAAGAUGAAUUUGAUUAUGAUAAUGGUAUGAUGACUCCUGAUUCUGUUCUUGAAUCACCUCUGCUUUCUUCCCGUACCCAUUCUGGUUCGAGUACUGCUAGUGCUAGUGGUGGUAAUUUGGGAAUCGAUUGCAGAACCCUUUUAAGUACUGCAACAACUGAUUUUGUGAGAAAGAAGAGGAGUAGCAAAACUGGUAAUUCAAGCUCAAACAACAACCAAUAUCACUGUUCAUCACCUGAAAUUGCUGCUAUGAAUCGUCGGAAGGGCAUUCCACAAAGGUCUCCUCUCUACUGAUAAUUAUGUUUGGUUGGUAUUUUUGCUCUGUUUUUUUGUCAAUUAAUGGUUUCUUUUUGGAUGGGGGGGAAGCAAUAGAGAGAUUCAAGCAUAUUAAUGCCUCCAUUCCAAUUUUGUAGAGAAGAAGAAACUUUUUUUUUUGAGGUCCCUGUUUGAUUUAUAUUUUGCCAUUACAAUCUUUUUUCUCUCUGUUUCAAUUCUGUGGAUAUAAUUUGCAGAGAACAGUAAAAUUCAUGGC